Messenger RNA from Pseudo-nitzschia multistriata, 1585 nucleotides. NCBI's taxonomy places the organism in Eukaryota, Bacillariophyta, Bacillariophyceae, Bacillariales, Bacillariaceae. The record is from the annotation of a GenBank genome assembly.
GAAUUGAGGGUCAACAAAUGACUUAUUUAGUCGAAUGAAUCAUAGUGAAAUACAGCACGAAGUACACUAUCUGUCAACAUGAAAAGUCAGUUAAACUUUGGUCGCCCGCCCGACGCUCAAUUUCAUUUCAAAUACGAAUUUCCAGCCAACCUCAUCUAUCCGUUGUGUUUUCUCUCACGACAAGUGACGAGACAAAAGGAAUUGAAAGACACACCUUUGGAAGAAAAGUCAAUAAGCACUAAACAACGGCGAAAAGAUUGAUCAAAGGGGCCGCGAGUACAUUAAGCUUCUAACUACUAAGCCAAAGAACAAGUCAGCUYAACAACUUUCAUUCGAUUGGAUGCCAUUUGGUUUGAGUAUAUUGCACGUUAUCGCAUUACACGUUAUCGCAUUGAAGAUCUGAGWUCACACAACAAUGGGAUUAUUCUCUUCGCUCGACACGAAAGCGUUGGUACUGGGUUCUGCCGCCAUUGGUUUGGCCCCCUUUUUUUGCUUUUUCUUCCAGAUUGUCUUUCCCAAACCACAACUCCURAUUGUGUCAAUCUCUGCAGGGUUUUUCUAUUUAUUGGCGGCAUCGGCUGCCUCGCUCUGCUGGUACAUUCUAGAUCCCACAAUUGGCUUGAGUAAUGUUUGGGCAGCUAUCGUUCCCGGGGUAUUCUUUCAAUUUAUCUUCCGAUGUCUGUUUGUGACGACAUAUCACAAAGUGGAAAAUGUGAUUGAAGCGUCAAUCGAAAAAUCGGAGGAAGAGGAACGAGAACACCAGCAACAGGCMGGAAACAAUGAUAGAAGCGAUGAUGAUGAAAACGUCCAGGUUGCCAAGAACAAAUUGUCUCUCAACGAUGCCGCUUGCGGAAUCGCCGCUGGUGUUGGUUUCGGAGGACUUCAUGCUAUUUUGAUGUUCGGGUCGUUGUUGGCCAGUGAAACGUACGAUGCUGGUGUGCUCUACCAGCCAUCUUGUCCCAAGGUUCCUUCGCUCAUGGUAUCCGCUUUGAACACCUUCUGCUUUUUCUUCCUCGAUAUCUUUUGGAUGCUCUUCGCCUUUUUUGGAGUACGCCGACGCGUCUUGUUUCCACGUGGUGGUGGUGCCCUGUCCGACAUAAACCCACUGUCGAGACCCUUUGGACAUUACUUUGGCAAUACUCGUACGGGGGGCAACCAGGCGUUGCUUACCAUCUUGAUCACCCAUUUCUGUGCUGCCGGGUUCACCACUUUCAAUGUCUUUCAAUACGGAUGUAUCUUUUCUCUUACGACGCUUCCCGUGUUGACCAUUGUUGUAGCCUACAUCUUUUGGAGCGGUGUCUCUAAAAUCUACAUGCCGCUGCCCCACUCGAAYGUUCGAUUAAGCCUACCUGCGUCCUACAGUUAUGGAAGUCACGUUGGAGAAAAUGGUUUGGGAGGAGAUGGGCUUGAUACAUUGGAACGGCAUAGAAACGACGAUUGAUGGAGAACGAAAAACAAAAGCAUUCCGUUGUCCGMAACAGGGAUGUUUAGUUGGAAUAGUUAUAUUUCACGUGUAUUCAUAGAAAAAAGGCAGACUAUUGUUAUUGAGUUCUUGUCGCCAAASCAUGUCUUAUUUUAAAAAUUU